This is a messenger RNA of Penicillium samsonianum, 2375 nucleotides long. RefSeq names its product Tetratricopeptide-like helical. Bases 21 to 2375 code for a protein of 784 amino acids. The transcript is spliced from 3 exons. Lineage: Eukaryota; Fungi; Ascomycota; Eurotiomycetes; Eurotiales; Aspergillaceae. Gene Ontology annotation, molecular function: protein binding; ADP binding. The record is from RefSeq and is a predicted model, not a curated record.
GGACGUACGGUUAUUUGAUCAUGGCAACGACAUCAUUCCGUGGCUACAACAAAGGUCUCCAGAUUGGAUUCAACAGUGGACCGAUCAAUCUGCCUCCAGAGCGGCCGGAAACCCCACCCAACCCGUUAUCGACUGUCCCAUUCGCGCGAGACCAGCAGUUUGUCAGUCGUGACACGCUACUUCGUCGGAUUCACGAGGAAAGCUUAGUCCCGGGGUCGAGGAUAGCACUUGUUGGCUUUGGCGGUGUUGGGAAGUCGCAACUUGCUGUCGAAUACUCCUACCAGGUCCGAUCCCAAUCGCCGGAAACAUGGGUUUUCUGGGUGCAUGCGAGUAACGAAUCCCGGUUCGAGCAAAGCUUCCGGAACAUCGCAGAACGUGUUAAAAUCCCGGGUCGUCAGGAUCCUACAGUGAAUGUAUUCGAACUCGUCGAGAACUGGCUCUGCGAUGAGAAGAGAAAAUGGGUUUGCAUCGUUGAUAAUGUCGAUGACGGUCAGCUUCUUUCGACGAGAAGCUCAGCAAGCGCCUCGAACAAACCAUUCUUGGAGUAUAUUCCUAAAAGCCAAAAUGGAUAUGUCAUCAUAACUAGUCGAUCGAGAAAGGUAGCGUUAAGGAUUGUCGAUCAUAAGGGCCUUGUUGAGGUUAAACCCAUGGAAAGAUCCGAAGCACUAGAGCUUCUCCAAAGAAAGCUUGAGCCAGCGGAAAGCCAAGGAAGUGAACAGUUAGUGAACGUGUUGGAGUUCAUGCCGCUAGCGAUCGUACAAGCCGCUAGCUAUAUUCGAAAUCGGGCGCCACGCUGUUCGGUAGCACAAUACCUGAGCGACUUCCAGAGGAGUGACCUUAAAGCGACAAAGCUUCUAAAAGAAGAGGCUGGUCACCAUUACCGGGACUGGGAAGCAAAGAACUCAAUUUUGGUGACGUGGCAAAUGUCAUUCGAUCAUAUACGCCAAAUCAAGCCAUCUGCAGCAGAUCUGCUUUCUCUUAUGAGCUUUUUUGAUCGACAAGGGAUCUCAGAGAACCUUCUCCGGCAUCAACCUACCGCCGAUAACACAUCAACCUCGGAGCUUAGUGACGGGGAGACAUCUGAAUCUGAUAUGGGCCCUGAUUUUGAAGACGACGUCACAACACUAAGGGAUUAUUCAUUUAUAUCUAUUAGUGGGAGCAGCACCUUUACGAUGCAUCGGCUAGUGCAACUGACUACGCGCGCGUGGUUAAAUUCUCAUGGACAAAUAGACCAAUGGAGGGAUAAAUUCAUUAGCACCUUAUACGACGAGUUUCCUACCGGAGAAUACGAAGAUUGGGAGAGGUGCAGGCCACUCUUUCCUCAUGUCAAAUCCGCAAUGUUACAACGGCCAACAUCACCUGAGAUUCAACUGCAAUGGGCUACGUUACUUUAUAAGGGUGCAUGGUAUGCGUUGAGAAUCGGUAACAUCGCGGAUAUAAGAGAAAUGGCAUCAAAAUCAAGAGACCAAAGAAAGAUUUUAUUAGGUGAUAAACACCAAGAAUUUCUUGAUAGCACAAACAUGUUGGCAAUAGGAUACUGGUAUGACGGUCGGUCCCAAGAGGCCGAGCAGCUCCAACUACAGCUGCUGGAGACGACUAGGACGAAGCUCGGCGAGGAUCACCGCGACACGUUAACGGAUAUGGCCAACCUAGCAAUGACGUAUUUAAACCAGAACCGGUGGGAGGAGGCCGAGCAGCUCCAAGUGCAGGUGAUGGAGACGAGAAAGGCGAAGUUCGGCGAGAAUCAUUCCGACACGAUUUCGGCUAUGGACCAUCUAGCGGUAACGUUUAUGAAGCAGGGCCGGUGGGAUGAGGCCGAGCAGCUCCAAGUGCAGGUGAUAGAGACGAGAAAGGCGAAGUUCGGCGAGGAUCAUCCCGACACGAUUUCGGUUAUGGCCAACCUAGCAAUGACGUAUUUAAACCAGAACCGGUGGGAGGAGGCCGAGCAGCUCCAAGUGCAGGCGAUGGAGACGAGAAAGGCGAAGUUCGGCGCGGACCAUCCUCAGACUCUUGGGGAUAUAGCCAACCUAGCGGUGAUAUACUGGAAGCAGGGCCGGUGGGAUGAGGCCGAAGCGCUCCACGUGCAGUUGAUGGAGACCCGUAAGACGAAGCUCGGCAAGGAUCAUCCCCACACGCUGGAUACUAUGUCUAUUCUCGCUUCCACCUGGAAAUAUUUAGGUCGCGAUGCUGAAGCCAUCAAUUUGCUUCGAGAUUGCUUCGCCAAGCAGAAACAAAUAUUGGGCCUGAACCAUACGGAGACUGUAUAUAGUUCCGAAAGAUUGCUGGAAUGGGAAACAUCUCAACAAAAGGGCGCAAGAAGCGCAGUCAAACGAUCGUUUUACAAGCUGGUAGCGAACUGGAGGAGAAGAAGAUAA